AACACAUUACGAGUUGGUCAACCGCGCGUGGUUAAGCAGUCUCGUUUACCACGGUUAGCCUAACCCAGUUAAACUGGGUUGGGGGAGCAGCCAGAAAAAUCAUGCAGUAGGAAACAUUCGUGUUCUAGGAUGGCAAUUUUAUUGGUUUGAUGUUCUCCUCCUGAAUUGGGACUUGUUUUGAUUUAGGAGAUAAGAUGUCUGGAGAGGCGCCUGAAUUGGAGGUGGAGGGGGAUGUGGUGGAGAGUGUAAUGGAGGCAGUGAAUGAGAUCACAGGGAUUGGGGGAGAAUGCAGGAGUGUAUUUAAGAAGGAAUGCGCUAAUCUUAACAGGCGGAUAAAAUUGCUAACACCCAUGUUUGAGGAACUUAAGGAGACAAAGGACCCAUUGCCACAGGAAACAUUAGAAGUCCUCAAAUCCUUGCAGGAGGCCCUAAAAUCUGUCAAAGAAUUGCUUAGAUUUUGUCAUGAAGGCAGCAAGUUGUAUCAGGUUCUAGAAAGAGAGCAACUUGCAAGCAAAUUUUGGGAAGUUACUACUCAGUUGGAGGAAGCUCUCAGUGGGUUGUGUUAUGAAGAACUUGACUUAUCAGAUGAAGUUCGAGAACAGGUUGAACUGGUACAUGCUCAGUUUAAGAGAGCAAAAGGACGGGCUGAUGCACCUGAUUCAGAGCUUCAUGAAGAUCUUUCUACGGUACUGUCUCAGAGAAGUGACAAAGAUGUUGACCAGAUGGUCCUCAAAAGACUGUCAGAAAAGUUACAACUCAAAAGCAUUGCUGAUAUUAAGCAAGAAUCACUAGCACUACAUACCAUGGUGACUGAGAGUGAAGGAGACCCAGGAGAGAGAUUAGAGCAGAUGUCAGAUAUUUUGAGGAGGUUAAAAGACUUUGUCUUGACGGAGAAUCCUGAGAUGGAUGCUCCUGACAAUGAGAAAGGCUCUCAUACCUGUACUGCUCUUACAGAGAAAUCUAGCUCCCCUGUUAUCCCUGAUGAUUUUCGCUGCCCUAUAUCUCUAGAGCUAAUGAAAGAUCCUGUUAUUGUGGCUACCGGACAGACAUAUGAGCGGGUUUGCAUACAGAAAUGGUUGGAUUCAGGACAUAGAACUUGUCCCAAGACACAACAGAUGCUGCCACACAUAGUUUUGACACCAAACUAUGUAUUGCGAAGUCUGAUUGCACAGUGGUGUGAAUCCAAUGGUAUUGAGCUACCAAAGAGAUCAAGCUCUAGCAGAUGUGGAAAGUCAUGUGGAUCUGUAUUGGAUAACUCUGGUGACCGAGCCACUGUUGAUGUUCUUCUCCAAAAGCUGUCAGUUGGGACUCUUGAAGAACAAAGAGCGGCAGCUGGCGAAUUACGCCUUCUAGCAAAAAGGAAUGCUGAUAACAGGAUUUGUAUAGCAGAGGCCGGGGCCAUUCCUUUACUAGUUAAUCUUCUGUCCACACCAGAUGGAAGAACACAAGAGCAUGCUGUGACAGCUCUACUUAACCUUUCCAUUUAUGAAAACAAUAAAGGGGCAAUAGUUAUGGCUGGGGCAAUUGCUCCAAUUGUUGAGGUUCUCAAAAAUGGUAGUAUGGAAGCAAGAGAAAAUGCUGCUGCAACUCUCUUUAGCUUGUCAGUUGUCGAUGAGAACAAGAUAACAAUUGGUGCAUCUGGAGCAAUACCUGCUCUGGUUGGCUUGCUUCGUGAGGGGAGCCAGAGAGGUAAGAAAGAUGCUGCUACAGCACUAUUUAAUUUAUCAAUCUAUCAAGGUAACAAAGCAAGGGCCGUGAGGGCUGGAGUUGUGGCCCCUUUGAUGCAAUUACUUGUAGAUCCUAGUGCAGGGAUGGUUGAUGAAGCCCUGGCCAUUUUGGCUAUUCUUGCAAGUCACCAAGAAGGUAAAAUAGCCAUCGGAAAUGCUGAUGCUAUUCCAAUAUUAGUGGAUAUAAUCAGAACUGGUUCACCUCGAAACCGGGAAAAUGCAGCAGCUGUCUUACUUGCAUUGUGCACAAAUGAUCCCCAAAAUCUAAUUGUAAUCAAAGACCUUGGAGCUUUAGAACCCUUAACAGAUUUGGCUCAGAAUGGCACAGCAAGAGCCAAGCGCAAAGCAGUUUCUCUAUUAGAGCAUAUGAACAAGCCAGAGCAAGUCCCAAGUAGUCAAUCUUAGGAAUUUAUAAAUGAACUGGCUUCAGAUGGUUUGCUGGUGCAUGUCUUUUUGGUAUGGUGAUCAAAGAUCAUCUUCCUGUGGUUGUAUCAUAUAUUUAUUUGAGAGCUGAACCUUGUAUCCUGGCCAUACGGUGACAUCCAAGUGGCUAUGAGAUAAGGAUGUUGGGGUGUGAAAAAUAAUAUAUUUUCUUAUAUGUUGGAAGGCACGUGGUGUGAACAAGUGCUUGAAGCAAUCUGAUCUUUGGAAGAACAAGGCUUUUUCUCUUUAGAUCGGAAGGGUUUGAACUGGUGUGUAUUUUGUGUGUGUCAGUUAUGAAUAUUUAAGCAUUUGUUUAGUACUCUAAGCGUGCAAGAUUGUGUAAAAAGACUGAAACUUCUAUCAAUUGGAGAUGAUGCAAAUUAAGGCAAAA
Molecule: messenger RNA, 2541 nt
Organism: Cryptomeria japonica (Japanese cedar)
Lineage: Eukaryota; Viridiplantae; Streptophyta; Pinopsida; Cupressales; Cupressaceae
Product: U-box domain-containing protein 13
Exons: 4
Coding region: 195-2132 (645 amino acids)
Biological process (GO): protein ubiquitination; cell surface receptor signaling pathway
Cellular component (GO): nucleus; cytoplasm
Molecular function (GO): protein binding; ubiquitin-protein transferase activity
Source: RefSeq, a predicted model, not a curated record